UAAUUCACACCAACUUACAAUUUAACACACAACUCUCUCCUCUCUCUCUCUCUCCUCUCCUCUCUCCUGGCGCCCUUUACCAAACAAAGGCUUCAAUCAUCUCUACAAAAGGACAUCUGUAAUUCUCCUCUCUCUCUCUCCACCGUCUGAUCCCCGUAGUCAACUUCACAAUCAAACGUCUCAGUUGAAUAUUCUCAGGAGGGCAGCAGUAUUGUUUUCUUGAAAGAUUGUGAAGAUACAUUGCAGGUAAGAUAUGAAAUGUUGUUUGAUCAUGCCCUCGGCUAUGAUUUUGAUGACUUGCUAAUUGUUUCUCAAUUCUUUUCCUUGUUCAUCGGUGCUUUGUUGCUAAUCUGGGUUUUUUGGAACUAGUGGCUUGAGCUGACAAAUGCAGCAAAUUUCAUUUCUUUUCUUGCUUAGAUCUGCAGGUUCUGGUGACUUCAAAGAUGGAUUUACUAACAUUUUUUAGAGAGGCGAGGUUAGAUGCUUGAUAACAUCCAGGUUGUCAUCAGUAGGUCGGCCUAAGAUCUUUGGAGAUAAUUCCACUUAUCCAAACUUAAAUUGAAAGAUUAGAAGUUUGGCAAGUUUUCCUCUCUUAUUAGUUGUAUUUCACGAUUGCUGUUCACCAUACUAAGAUAAAUUUGUUUAUCUCUAUGCGAGGGUCUACAUCUCUGUAAUAUUACUCCAUAAAGACUAUGCUUGCAUCAUGCGAAACUGUGGCUCUGUAUUAAUCUUUUUGCCCCUAUUUUUCUGUUGUAGUUGUAACUCCCUUCCAGAGCCAUUUCCUUCUCAUUUUUUGUGCCUCUAGCUUUUUUGCUAUUAAAGUCAUUAUUCCCUAGAGAAUGGUGUCCUUUUUUAGUGUAAGUGAAAUCAUCUAAAACCAGAAUGAUGAUUUACCACCAUAAUUGUAUUGACAAAGAUGGAAAAUCAAUAAGCAUGAAGUACAAAUUUUAAUAUCAUAAAUUUAAAUGUUGAAGUGGUCUUAAAGCUCACCCAUUGACAAAAUCAAAUGGAUGUAGAAGAACUAGACAGCUUCGGAAGAGAAGGAAAGAAAAACUAAAAAUUCUAUAUAAAUUGGAAGAAAUUCUUGGACGUGUUAUGAAAUGAGAAGGCAUCAAGCUCCCAGAUCAGGAAAAUUUGUUUGGUAUUUAAAAUCUUGAAGUUUCAUCACAGGUAAAUUUGCUAAUCAUAUGAACGGAGUAAACAUUAGAAUUAUAACUGUCACAUACUAUACCAUCGAAUGUGAUGGAGAAGAUUAUAUUGGGAUUUUAACUGGAUUUUUGGACCUUGUUGCCACUCUGUUUACCUAUGCACUAAUUUACAAGAAGAAAAAUUAUAAAAAUAUUUACCAAUCAUGUUAUCAAUUGGGUUCUGCUUUUCUCAGCUUUGUUGCUCUGAAUUGAACUUUAACUUUAUCCUAGAUGUAUUUUUUUUUCCACUUGGAGGAUGGGAACAAAAUAUUCUUUGCAUUCAGCAGUCUUAUCAAAUAAAAAUAUCAAGGCAUCCUAGGGAGCAUGUACUAGAGGUUUUUCCGAAGAGGUUUUGGAGGAAAUAUUUUGUGCCUGCUUCUGUUGGAGAAGCUAUUUUUCCUAAUGCUUAACUAAGUGAAGUCAUCUCUUUCUUCUUUUCAGUCAAUCCUGUUCCUUUUAUUCCCUUAGUGUUUGAUAUUGCUGUAAUCAUUUGCUUCAGUGAGAGGAAGGCUUAAGUGAUGAAUGAGGACAUGAGUUCUGCAAUAGUUCCUCUUCUCAAAGGAAUUCAUGUAUAUUAACUUAUUUGGAAGUUUUCAUGCAGAAGGAUGGUGUUCUAAGUUUUAAAUAUUUUAGUUAAGUCUUUUGCUGUCGGAUUUAGGAUCUGGUGCAUGAAAGUGCUUUGUUACAUCUGAGUUAUCUGGUUUCAUACAUAAUUUUAUAUAUUCAUAAACUAAUUGAAGCUUCUUGCAGAUACUUUUUCAGUUUAUUUCUCUUUUACCAUUCCAAGGGCUCAAUGCAGAUGUAAUGGAGCUAAUAAAAUUGUACCAUCCUAUGGGUACAGGUGAGCAAGGAACUGGUCUCCAGAGGAUCUCUCUCUCUCUCCACAUUCCUUAAAGCAUUUCUGUUUUGCCAAACAAUCUUCAGUCUUGAAGCAUGCAUAAACUUUAUGCACCCUGUCUAUAGAGUCACUAAAUCUCUUAGCAUUUCUAUGAGGUUUAAGGUUUCCUAAGUAGAGCCUUUGAAAACAGCCGGAGCCCUUUGCCUCAGCUCUUCUUAUAUGUACUUCCAUGGGUUCUUUAAUUAAAAUCAUUAGUCACAGCCAACUAAAUUCUAAAAGAUUUCUGCAAUUUGGUAUAUAGGAAGUUUAUCUUUUAUUGUUAUAAGUAUUGAUCUAAAGUGCAAGUGGUAUUGCCUUGCAGGCACUUAUGGUCUCAUUGAUCACUUGAAGGGGAUUUUCAUUUUUGAAUUCCUGUAUUUCACAUAAAUUUCAUGAAUACAUGCAGCUGCAAUAACGUGCUAGAAAUGAAUCCUUGUCCUGGGAGAUCGAACUGUGGGGCCUCUUAGAUGUAUUACUCUGAUUUGAGGGUUAUAGUCUCGUUCACAUUGGGGAUAACUACAAAAUUGCCUUACGAUUCAAGGCCUGAAGAUUUUUCAAUGCUCCAAUUAAUCUUGUAUAGUGCAGUUUCAUCUGAAGGAUGUUGUGAGCUUAGAAUUAGUUUCUGUCCCAAAUACCACUAGUGUGGAUGGAGUGAGCAUUUUAGGUCACUACAUUGAAAAAUGAAAGGGCUCUUGGGAUUUUCUUGUGCAUUUGAGUGAUAGUAAUCUCACACCACUGAGGUUACUACCUUUCACAAUGUGAUGUUUAUUUAGAGUGGCUCGCCUUUUGAGGCUCUUACCAAAAAAAAGAGAUCAUCAAGUUCUUGUUCCUUAUGGUGAUAGUUUUGUAUUUGAAGAAGUGUCUGGCGGCAUGGUUGCGGAGACUUGCUUGAUGAAGAGGAGUAUUUCAUUGCAUAAUGGAAUUCUGAUGGUAGUACAGAAGAUAUAACUUGUCAGGAUUGGGAGAAUGAUGGUUGUUUCCUGGAUUUGAGAAAUCUCCAUUGAAAUGCUAAAGUGAGAGAAAAAAUGUGAAAUGAGUGGCUGGAGUCCCUCAUAGAUGUUUGGAAAAAUGAUUUUGUCUCAGUUAUCUGAAACAUUAUUUGAUUGCGGCGGCAUUUUGGGACACGUUGUGUUUCUGAGGGGAUGUUAUUCUAUGUGCUCCUUUAGAUGUUCUCUUCCCUUAUAUGGCUGAUGUGAUGCCCUUUGUCCAUAUCAAUAUGCUGUCAAGAUAUUACUUUGGUGCAUCUAGGUUGUUGCAGCCUUCACAUAAUUUUCCAAUCCAAAGCAAUUCAGUAGUAUUUCUUUAGCAAGCAGUAAAGGCUUUUCUUUUGAAGGGCGAAGUUUUACGUAUCUGUUUUUUAACUUCGACAAAUUUGCUAAUCUGCUACUAGGGAUGAAGACGUGGUACAUUGCCUGUAGAAUCCCUUAUCUACAGAGAGAGAGUCACAAUUGGACUUUGAGUAGUAGUUAUGUUAGCAUAUAAAGACAGGAUCUGGAUGUUGGUUCUUCCUCUAUUCUGAAUCCAGAGCUUAAAUUAUCUUCUGCUGUAAGGGGUCAUGGGACAUAGACAAAUGUUCAACCCUUCUCAAUUCUUCGAGAUGGAGCAGGAUUGGAGCCAUGGCCACCCAGCUGCUGGACAGUCCUAUGUUCAUAUGGGAAGGGCUGUUUCUCAAGAAAAUGGUUCCUUUUCUCAUCCUAUCAAUCCUCCUUCAAUAGAUGGACCCAGCUGUGCCUCUCGGCGGAACCUGGAAAACAGAGCUCUUGAGCAUUCCUCUACAUAUUUCAGGUCAGAAGGUCCGCAAGUUCACGCUCCCCUUUCUGCCCCCCGACAUGAUGUAUUCCCACACUGUCCAGCUGGUGGAAGCUUUUACCCUCCUCCAGAGCUCGAAGCUACCCAUGUUCAUUCUAAUCACCACAACAGGCAUGGUAUCCAUGAAGGUGAGGGUGGUCUCCUUGAUCAUACAAUGAGUGCUGGAAGAGGGCCAUUCAAAAGAAAAAGCCCUGGUGUUCCUACCUCGUGGGAAAGAGGUGGCACCAGCAGUAUGUACAGUGCAGGAAGUUCCUCCAAUUCUUUUGAACUUCACCAUGAGAAACCAACUUCAGAUUAUAGAAAUUACUUUUCAGAAUCCUCUGGUUUACCUCCCUAUAUGGGUAGCAGCCUGUCAAUUGGGGGUGAAGAUCCUCCAAGGAAUGUGAGAAGCAGAUCUAGACUUGAUUUGGAGCCCAACCCAAGGAGAACCCAUUCAUCAAGUUACACGUCCCAUCCUUUUUCUUCAACAUCUCAUCUCCGAAACCAUCCAGGGCCAGUGGAUGUUGCUAACUUAAAUGCUGACAGAACUGCUUAUGAGCAGAACCAAAUUGGUGUUCCACCUCCUGCACAUGGGAGGUUUCAUACUUCAGAAAAUAAUUCCUUGAGCCAUGAGAUGAAUCAGCAUUAUGCUGGAGGGAAUCCUACUGAUAUUCGUCGGUACAACCAUGAUUCCAUCUUAAGCAGAAAUCCCAUUGCACCACCACGACAUCUUCAUGGUUUUCAUGCCCAGGCUUCAAGGGAGGGUCAGAACAGUUAUUCUCGAAGAGCUAUACCUACACGUCGGGCUGAUAUAAACUCCUCUCAUCUCAGACAAGAAGCUGCUGCUGUCGAAAAUGGUCAGCAUUUUCUAUCAGAAACCCAUAGUUCCAGAUAUUCAAGACCACUUUUGUCUGGAGGUUGGCACAGCAAUCAUAGAGAAGGAAGGUCAAGGAUAUCAAUUGAGAGAUUCCAGUCUCUUUCAAAUGUGGUGGAUGUGCGUGAUAGAAUGGGAUCUGAGGCUCUUAUGAUGUUAGAUCACUCAUAUUUAUAUGGCUCCAGAAAUUUCCUUGAUCAAUACAGGGACAUGAGACUGGAUGUUGACAGCAUGAGUUAUGAGGAACUACUUGCUCUAGGAGAAAGGAUAGGGAUUGUCAACACAGGAUUGCCUGAAGAUGUGUUUUCAAAGUGCUUGGUGGAGACAAGAUGCCAUUCUUCAGACAAAGCCCAGGAAGAAACAUCCUGUGCCAUAUGCCUUGAAGAGUACAAGAGCAUGGAUAAAGUUGGAAUGAUAAGGAACUGUGGACAUGUUUAUCACGUCGACUGCAUCAAGAAGUGGUUGUCAAUGAAGAAUAUGUGCCCCAUCUGCAAAGCACCUGCUGUUGCUGAUGGUUCGAACAAGGAAUGAUUUGCUUUUACUUCCUCUAUUUGAUCUUGUUCACUUAAUCUUGUAUAUAAUAAUUUGGUGAUGGGAUUUGAUGACCAUUUAUAAAAAUUUAAUUUAAGCUCA
Molecule: messenger RNA, 5359 nt
Organism: Populus trichocarpa (black cottonwood)
Lineage: Eukaryota; Viridiplantae; Streptophyta; Magnoliopsida; Malpighiales; Salicaceae
Product: probable E3 ubiquitin-protein ligase ZFP1
Exons: 9
Coding region: 3620-5257 (545 amino acids)
Molecular function (GO): ubiquitin protein ligase activity; zinc ion binding
Source: RefSeq, a predicted model, not a curated record